UUAUAUUUUACAAAGUAAUCUUGCUAAUAUUUUAAAAAAUAUAAAGUAUAGAAGAAACCAUUAAAAAAAUGAUUGUGGAGGAGACGCCGCAGAGCAGGGACCCGGAGCAGCUCGGAGGCGGUGAAUAAUAGCUCUUCAAGUCUGCAAUAAAAAAUGGCCUCCAAUAAAACUACAUUGCAAAAAAUGGGGAAAAAACAGAAUGAGAAGAGUAAAAAAGUUGAAGAGGCAGAGCCUGAAGAAUUUGUGGUGGAAAAAGUACUAGACCAACGUGUAGUGAAUGGGAAGGUGGAGUAUUUCCUGAAGUGGAAGGGAUUUACAGAUGCUGACAAUACUUGGGAACCUGAAGAAAAUUUAGAUUGUCCAGAGUUAAUUGAAGCAUUUCUUAAUUCUCAAAAAGCUGGUAAAGAAAAAGAUGGUACAAAAAGAAAAUCUUUAUCUGACAGUGAAUCUGAUGAUAGCAAAUCAAAGAAGAAAAGAGAUGCUGCUGAUAAACCAAGAGGCUUUGCCAGAGGUCUUGAUCCUGAACGAAUAAUUGGUGCCACAGACAGCAGUGGAGAAUUAAUGUUUCUUAUGAAAUGGAAAGAUUCAGAUGAGGCAGACUUGGUGCUCGCAAAGGAGGCAAAUAUAAAGUGUCCUCAAAUUGUAAUUGCUUUUUAUGAAGAGAGACUAACUUGGCAUUCGUGUCCAGAAGAUGAAGCCCAGUAAUUGUGUUUGCAUUGCUUUUUAUAUAUAUUUAUACAUAUAUAUAAAACCCAGGUCUUGUUUUUUUGACUUACUAGUGUGGAGAAAUAACUACAUUCUCUUGAAAAUCAAGUUUGAUAUGUUCGUUUUAAAGUGGUAUUGGGGGAGUUGUUGAGUUUUGUGGGGCAGGGGAGAUAUGUUGGGUUUUUUUUGUAUAGCACUGUUUACUUUGAACAAAUAAAAGAUUUCUGUAGUGGCUUCCUUUAUCAGAAAAGAACAUUUUGAUAUCAUGGUAUAUUAUUUUCUCUGCAUUAGAUAACAGUUUUUCUAAAUGCUGUAGGUAAUGAGAACUUGUGUUUCAUUCAUGCCUAAGGACCUUUUUGAGUUUUUUUUUAUUGGGUUUUUUUUGUGUGUAUACACAAAAUACACUUGUAAAUGGUUUUAAUUUUCUUUUUAAAAAACAUUCACCAAAACAAAAAACAUUUCACAACCAUGGAUAAGCCCAUGUUUAUGGGAUGCUAUGAUUUUGAGUAACCUAAAAAUAAAUCACUUCAGGUUAAGUUGAAAGAUUUCCUGAAGCCAUAGCCUUUCAGAUUAAAUAAUGUUAUAAUUAAGUGGACAAUUUAAAAGCAACCAUAUGAGAAUCCAUAUUUACAGACAUGCAAAUCCCAAAUUUAUUUAGAGAGUCCUAUAUAGGAAAAUGUUAAUCGCUACCAACAACCUCCCCAUCCAAAUGAAAAAAACUAGACAAGUCCUUGUGUGUUUUAAUUAGACAAGCAAGACAGUUAAGUGGACAUUUAAAGGUUCUUUAUAGUGAACCCCAUUCCCUUACAAGAAGUUGAAAUCCCUAGGCUAUAUCGAUCAUGACUCAUGGAAUGUCUGAGACUCCAUUCGUGGAAAUCUAAUCAGUUAAGAGAUGUUGGCAAUUUAGGACCUGCCAGAAUAAAUGAGUAAACAAGCUUUUGUAAUCUAAACUCUUGACCUGCAUGUUUUUCUUUACCCCAAUUCAUUUCUUAUAUGUAGGUCAGUCUCAGUAUUCGGGUUACUGGUUCAGCAGAAGCCAGGGAAAACAGUGACUUUGUCGUGAUCAGAAUGUUACCCAACUGUAUAUUGUUUACUUUAUUGUAAAUAACUGGUAAACAGUGGUCAAUAAAUAAUUUUAUAUGCCUUUAAAAAAAA
Molecule: messenger RNA, 1860 nt
Organism: Manis pentadactyla (Chinese pangolin)
Lineage: Eukaryota; Metazoa; Chordata; Mammalia; Pholidota; Manidae
Product: chromobox protein homolog 3-like
Exons: 1
Coding region: 154-705 (183 amino acids)
Biological process (GO): negative regulation of transcription by RNA polymerase II; chromatin organization
Cellular component (GO): pericentric heterochromatin; nucleus
Molecular function (GO): chromatin binding
Source: RefSeq, a predicted model, not a curated record